This is a messenger RNA of Hemiscyllium ocellatum (epaulette shark), 3776 nucleotides long. Its product is annotated as solute carrier family 41 member 3-like. Bases 538 to 1968 code for a protein of 476 amino acids. Gene Ontology annotation, molecular function: monoatomic cation transmembrane transporter activity. Gene Ontology annotation, biological process: monoatomic cation transport. The transcript is spliced from 12 exons. The record is from RefSeq and is a predicted model, not a curated record. NCBI's taxonomy places the organism in Eukaryota, Metazoa, Chordata, Chondrichthyes, Orectolobiformes, Hemiscylliidae. Gene Ontology annotation, cellular component: plasma membrane.
UGUCCCGGAACUUGCUGCCGGACAAACUUUUCCCUAAGUUUCGAAAAAGUUUUCUCAAAGUGUCCGGAGUUGAAUAGACCCCCGUCCCUGACCCGGUGUUUGCUUGUCUGUUGUUAUUGGUCCCCGGCCCGUUCCUGUAUUUGAUCCACACCCCUCCCCACCCCUCUCACGGCGAGCUGUUCCACUGGGAGAGGCAUCGCAGGUUGCUGCUGGAAAGCGAGCCCCAGGAUCGGGAUCUGGGCAGAGACUCCCUCCCAUCCUAUAAAACCCAGGGAACUGAGGCUAAUUAACACCCCCCCACCCCUCCCGGGUGUGUACAGGGUGGGGAUUCAGCUCCCCCCUCCAGCCCCGACCCACCCAACAACAAAGUGCAAUGCGACCAUUCAGAAUGUGAAAGGAAUGACCCUGAGAGUAUCUGCCCCGGGGGAUCCGGGCCCAGCAUUGAUUACCCAUCCCUAAUUGCCCCCGUGAGCAGUUAAGAGUCAACCCCGUUGCUGUGGGGUCUGGAGUCACGUGUAGGCCCAGACCAGGUCAAGGAUGGAUGAAGGGAAGGUCCGCAGAAGGGGAACUGAGCAAGGGCCGAGGGAUGGAGGACGUGCCGAGCAGAGGCUGCGAGGGAGGGUAGAGGACAACGCGGAGGAUGAGAAGCCCACACCCAUGGCAGCAGCACUAGCUGAGGAUCGGCCGAGGGAGAAGGUGGCCCUGGUGGAACUGAAGGAAGAAUCGGGUUUGGAUAUCUGUGCUCAGGUGGUAGUGCCCUUCCUGCUUGCUGGGCAAGGCAUGGUACUGGCUGGCAUCGUGCUCAGUAUUGUUCAGCACUGGGCAGUAUUCCAGACUAUCACGGAGAUCUUCAUCCUAGUUCCAGCUCUGGUCGGUCUGAAAGGCAACUUGGAAAUGACCCUUGCCUCCAGGAUGUCGACAGCGGCUAAUACUGGAAAACUUGAUCAUCCCAGGGAGAGGUGGACAUUAGUGACAAGUAAUUUAGCUUUGAUUCAGGUCCAGGCCACGGUGGUUGGUUUCCUUGCUGCUGUAGCUGCAGUUAUUCUGGGAUCACUCUCCAGGGGUCACGUCGAUCUGAAUCAAGCAGCUGUCCUGUGUGCGAGUAGCACUAUCACUGCCUUCAUCGCUGCACUCUCCUUAGGUCUGGUGAUGAUUGUGGUGAUCCUGGGAUCGAGGAAGGUUGGGAUCAACCCGGAUAACGUAGCCACUCCGAUCGCAGCGAGUCUGGGUGACCUGAUCACCCUCUCGCUACUGGCUGCCAUCAGCAGUGUGCUCCUCGAUCACAUCCAUAUGGUGUACCUGGCACCCUCUCUGUGCGGACUCUUCAUUGGCCUGAUCCCCGUGUGGGUGCUGAUUGCCAGGAGGAACCCCCAGAUGGCGGAGGUGCUGAAAUCCGGCUGGCAGCCCGUCCUGGUCGCCAUGACGAUUAGCAGCAUUGGGGGAUUGAUCCUGGACAAGACUGUGUCGAAUCCCAACUUUGAGGGUAUGGCUGUUUUCACCCCUGUCAUUAACGGUGUUGGUGGGAACCUGGUGGCUAUUCAGGCAAGUCGCAUCUCGACCUACCUCCACCUGUGGAGUGUUCCAGGAGUGCUGCCGCGCAGAAUGUGGCAGAGUUGGCCCCAUCCAUGGACUACCUUUUUCCGCUCAGGGGUUAACUCCACCUCGGCCGUCGUGCUGCUGUUCCUGGUGAUUCCUGGCCAUCUGAUCUUCCUCUACACCAUCCACUUUGUACAGGGAGGACACGUGGCUGUAACCUACACCUUCACUGCAUUCUACCUCAUCGCUGCGCUACUGCAGGUCACCCUCCUGCUGUAUGCUGCUGACAUCAUUGUGCGCCUGACUUGGAGAAUGGGUCUGGAUCCUGACAACUUUAGUAUCCCUUACCUGACCGCUCUGGGUGACCUGCUGGGCACUGGUCUGCUCGCUGCCUGCUUCCUGCUCGAUUGGCACAUCGAAGGCAGGCCGUGACCUUUGAGACAACGCUGUGCUAGCCACCUCUCAGUCCCCUGGGAUCCUGACCUCAUGGAGUCAGUGAUACACGGAUGGUGUUGGAUCACAGAGUGAACCUGCUCUGGAUUCGAAAUGGGCGAAUGUUCAUAUUUCAGGCAAUCUCUGCUUCAAACCAAAACAGCCCAACAGGCCCUUCAGCCCAUUAGCAGCGUGCUGCUGUGCUUUCAUCACUCUCCUUCCCCACUCUCUGUCCAACACCACCUGCUGCUGCUCUCACUUCCUCCUGUGGGGGUCAAUGCCACAAUCUCAGAGAAUACCUCGUCCCCGAUUUCCCAGUAAGGUUUCGUUGAUAUCUCUGCUCUCCAGUUUCGAUCUCCUGUCUCUGUCACAAUCACAUCAUUGUCCUCCUGCCUGCCCGGUCAUCUCGGAUCACCCUCCAUCCUGCUCGUUUGGAACUGCUCUCGUUUCUCUUUGUUAAAAUACCACCUGGCAAUCUAAUCUCGGAUUGAUCCCUCAUCCCAAUUGCUUUCCAAACCCAUCCUCCUCCCUACGAACGGGAAGAUUUGCCUUUGUUAGUUUGUGAUUAGUGGAUCUCGAUUUCCUUGCCCUUGGUGUGACCCUCUGGCUGGGUCAGACUCUCAGUUAUCUCGGGAGUUGGUGACUUCCAGCUCCUUCGAACCAAAUGUCAGCACAUAGCAAUAAUCACGGGAAAUGCAUUCGCAAUUUCACACCCACAGCCAUGGAGUCAAAGGAAACUGCAGGAUGUGACAUUAAUCACCAACACUCUGAACCCGUACACCAGUGACUCUGUGUGUGUGUGUGUGUGUGACUGUACCCCAGAGACUGUGUGUGUGGGAUCCUGUACCCCAGUGAGUCUGUGUGUGAGACCAUACCCCAGUGAGGGUCAGUGUGUAUGUGGGACUCUACCCCAGUGAGUGAGUGUGUGUGUGAGAGAGAGAGACCAUACCCCAGAGAGAGUCAGUGUGUGUGGGACUGUACUCCAGUGAGUGAGUCUGUGUGUGUGUGUAUAUGUUGGCGGGGGGACUGUAUCCCAGAGAGAGUCAGUAUGUGUAUGGGACUGGACCCUAGUGAGUGUGUGUGUGGGACUGUACCCCAGUGAGUGAGUGAGUGUGUGUGUGUGUGUGUGUGUGUGUGACUGUACCCCAGUGAGGGUCAGUGUGUGCGUGUGUGUAUGAGACUGUACCCCAGAGUGCAGGCGGGACUGUAUCCCAGUAACAGAGCGUGUAUGGGACUGUACCCCAGUGAGAGUGUGUGGGACUGUACCCCAGUGAGAGAGUGUGUGUGAGUGAGAGUGUGUGUGUGUGUGUGUGUGUGUGAGAGACUGUACCCCAGUGUGAGUCAGUGUGUGUGUGUGAGAGACCAUACCCCAGAGAGAGUCAGUGUGUGUGGGACUGUACCCCAGUGAGUGAGUCUGUGUGUGUGUGUGUGUGUAGAUUGGGGGGGGACUGUAUCCCAGUGAGUGUCAGUGUGUGUAUGGGACUGGACCCUAGUGUGUGUGUGUGUGUGGGACUGUACCCCAGUGAAGGUCAGUGUGUGCGUGUGUGUAUGAGACUGUACCCCAGAGUGCAGGCGGGACUGUAUCCCAGUGACAGAGCUUGUAUGGGACUGUAACCCAGUGAGAGAGAGUGAGUGUGUGUGUGUGUGUGUGUGUGUGUGUGUGUGCACGCGCGUGAGAGAGUGUGGGACUGUACCCCAGUUUGAGUCAGUGUGUGGCUUACUGUAGUUAUUCCUGCACAGCUUGUAAAAUGGAAUAUUUACUAUAUUUUAGUCACAGAAUCAAAUAUUAAAUGGAGCUUUGUUCUAAU